This is a messenger RNA of Osmerus eperlanus (European smelt), 2360 nucleotides long. It is a transcript of the gene fibina, whose product is annotated as fin bud initiation factor a. The transcript has a single exon. Lineage: Eukaryota; Metazoa; Chordata; Actinopteri; Osmeriformes; Osmeridae. Bases 77 to 697 code for a protein of 206 amino acids. The record is from RefSeq and is a predicted model, not a curated record.
CGCACUCUCACAGCAGUUGUUGUGCCAGAGACAGCGGUUAAAGCCCAAGUCGACCUAAACCCAUUGAGAAGUGGAUAUGGAUUUCACACGUCUAAUGCUGUUUAUUUUAACAUCGAUGCCACUUUGCUUUUCAGCUUUUAGUGGGCCCUUGUAUCCAGAAAUGUCAAAUGGCACAUUUCAUCACUUUUUUGUACCGGACGGCGACUAUGAGGAGAAUGACGACCCCGAGACAUGUCAAAUGCUCUUUAAAUUCACUGACCGGCGCGCGUGCGGAACGAAUGAGGACAGCGACUCGGUAGUGCGCAACGAUUUUUUUAUCAUGAAGCAUGAAGUUGAAGCUGCUGCAAGGUUGUUGGAAGGCAUCGGCAGAACGAUAUCUUACGACUUGGACGGAAAGGAAAGCUAUGGAAAAUUUCUUUCUCAGGAGACAUCUCAGAUUAGUGAGGCUUUUACAAGUGUGGAGAAAUCACUCUUAGAGUUAGAAGUUAAAUUCAAACAAAGUCAGGACAACGGCCUUGAAGAGGAGCACCAACUCAAUGGCAAUGUCUUGAAGACAAUCCAUGGCGUUACAGAUAGUCUCAGGGAGACAGUGGACAUCUCAGUGGGACUAAAAGAUAAACAUGAGCUGCUCUCUCUCGUUCUUAAAAGCCAUGGCACAAGACUCAGUCGUCUCAGAACAGAGUAUCUCAAUGUAUAAAUCAGCCCAGUCCCAACAACUCCAUCUGGAAAGUCCAUUGCAUGAAGAAUGAAAAAUACUUCUGACGUAUGUGUUUGCGCGCUCGUGUGCAUGCACACUUUCUGAAUUGUUGUGUUUAAUGUUCCCCUGCCUUGUAAAUGUGUCAUUUGGAAGGAACUUAACUGAAAACAUAAACACAUUCUUUGAACUCAGUUGAACAUGGGAGGAAAACAAAAUUAUCCAUUAUGCCUGAUUGAACCCUUGGAACCACCUCUUGAACUUUUUAAAGCUACAUAAUCCGACUUUGCUGACUCAAUUUCAUCUUUAUUGUAUCGCUUGAAAUCGGGCUGUACAUGUAAAGAAAUGUAUUGGGAAGAAGCUGAUAUUAUCUACUUUAAAUGUUUUAUUCAUGUACAUAAUGUUACUGUUGUCUAGUAAUGUUUUUUUCUUAUGUUAUGUUGUAUUUUCAGCUUCAGAUAUAACAGGUCUAUUCUGUAACUAUUUGAAAUGUUCCCAGUUCAAACCAAAUACAUUUUAACUAACAGGGAUAAUGCCUCUAUUGGAACUAUCACAUUAAACUUUUUACCCCUAAGACUUUCUAUGUAGGGAACAAAAAGUAUAACACAACACAUACCAAAGGAAAUGUGAUAAACAGAUGUAUUAAAGUUAGAGGUCAUAAAGAUUUAAUAGGAAAUAUGGGAAAGCAAGUACGGAUCAUGAACUUCUUAACUUCCUGUUGUCAAUAAAUAAGGACAACAUUCCUUUUUCACUGGUAACACACUAAGUUUAGACGUAUUUCCAUUUUUACUUAUUUUCUUUUCUGGGAAGCCUGUGUCAUGUAUUGCUCUACUUAAUGUGAAGGAGUUCAUGUUUUUCUAUUGCAAAAAUACUGGCGUAACUGAGAAGUCAAGGUCUACGCAGACUUAGAGACCUCAGAAGAGGUGAAAUAAAAUGCAUAACAACCUGCAGGCUCCUGUUCUCCUUAUAAAAUACAGAACAAAUUAAGUCAAACGCAUGAACAUUUUAUUUUUCAAAAAUAUUUUGACUCGGCUACAAUUCCAAGAACAUCAAAACAUCUCUCAUGAAAUCACAGAUUCAUCUUCAAUGCUCAUGUUCUCCUUGAAUAAACAUAAAUGCAUAUCUACAUACAUACAGUUCAAAAUGUAUAUUAACAUAUAUUUUUUACUCAAUGACGAUACUACUGCACACAAUUGCCCUUUGAAAUGUCACAAUACUCAUUCAUGAUUUAAUUGUAAAAGUUUGUGCUAUUGAUCUUCUGUGUUUCUUUAUAACCUGUAAUAACUUUUUUUUUUCUUUUGAAUAAUUGUGUGCUCCCUUUGAAUAGCAAGCAAUGACACUUUACAGCAGGGGUCCCCAAGGGGUUCUGUGAGGGCCAGAUCAUUUUUCCUUUCUUUAAUGUGGGGCCGGGUCGGUCUAUAACAGAAAAUUACAUGGGCCGGAGUGACUACCAGUAUUAUUGUGGAGAUGUUAUUAUGAUUUCAAAUGUAUUUAUUAUGCUAGAUUAGUUUAUUAUUUUGUUAUUCACCAUACAUCCAUACAUAUCAAGGGAUAUAUAGCCUAUUAAAAGAGCAUUAUUAAUAUCGUAAUGACCUUUUUUCAUAUUCAUUGCUAUUGAAAUCAAAACAUUUACUUACUUAUGCAUAUUAAUCAGUGUAAACUUUUU